AGGACAGACUAGGAAAUGGCCGUGUCAGGUUUAUCAAAUAUGUUUGUGUGCCAAACAUAUAAAUUAUACUACAUUAUAGUACUGUGUUAUCUGUAGUAUUAUAGGCCUGUUAAUAUUAUAUACUGUACAUUUGUGCUUAAAUGGGUAUUUUCAAGUCCGACAAUCUGAACUAGCAGGUGAUGGAUGUGCUAUCAGUCUUUGAUUUUCAGUCUUUGGAUCAGUCUUUGUUUUUAGGAGUACAUCUGAUGGUGAAUGCUUUAUGUAAUCUGACUGCUCUGAUGACCCGUCACAUCUGACACACCGACUGACAGAGUUAACACUCCAUACCCCCAGCCAUCUUACAUUCCCCUUACAUGACGAUCAGAGCCGGGGAAAUCUCUUUUGUCUUUUUUGGCUCCCUGGUUGUAAUCCCACAUCUCCAAAACAGUGGCAGGGAGACUCCAUGUUGUCAUCCCAUAGCUCAGGAGCUGCAGCACCAGGCUACAGUUAGCGGCGGGGGAACUGGAGUGAAGUGAAUUGAAUCGCCGGGAUUAAGAUUAAGACUCUGCUCUUUGAUGGGUUUUAGCAGGGUAAAUCUGGGUGGGAUUAUGAUGUCACUAGGUCCCUGCUGCUGUCAACGGAGAGAGAGAGAGAGAGAGAGAGAGAGAGAGAGAGAGAGAGAGAGCGACUGGGAGAGGGAAAUUGAAUUGUCAGGGGAGCGCCGCUGAUGGCCAGGAUUACGGCACGGUCGGCGUGGAGAUGGUGAAAUGCCAACAGCCGAUGCCACACCACUCUCACCAGCGAGGUCUGGCACCUGACACGGGGAGAAACAAGCACUUAAGGAGAGCAGGAUUACCAGCGCAGGGCCGGAACCCGGUAGAACUAAUAGCACCGCAGAGGGAGCAGAGAGGGCCAUGCCAUUUCCAUCACCUUACACAUUUCACCAGCUGUAGCUCCUCACUGUACUGUGCAUGUGCCUACGCCGGUGGUGGCACUCGAUGGGCUCACCAAACCCAAGAAGAUGAAGGUGAAGUGGACUCAAUUGGGUCUGGUCUUCUUCCUGCUCCUGUCUGUGGUGAUGACUGCUUGCUUCAUCUGGCAGUACCAGCUACCCAAGAUACUCAGUGAUGACGCUCUGGGGAAGAACGCCAACGCUGAGCGAAUGUGUCCACGCUUUCCUGAGCCCGCCACGCUCGAGCACCCCAUUCCUAUUUUGAAAGAGGCGCUGGAGAAGGUUGACGCACUGCUGCGUCAAAGCAUCAACCCCAUCAGCUUGCCUGCUAUGUCAGCCAUAAUCAUCUACAACGACACUGUGCUCUGGACAGGAAAUUUUGGCAAGAGGAAUGGCAGCGACCCUACCUCCACCCUACCAAAUGAGUACACAAUCUACAGAAUUGCCAGCUUGUCCAAGAUCUUCCCUACGCUGAUGCUGUACAAGCUGUGGGAGGAUGGUAAGGUUGGCUCCCUGGACGACCCUCUGGAGAAGUAUGUGGAGAACUUCACCAUCAAGAACCCUCUGGGCAGGGCGCCCAAUUCAGAGCUUAAGUAUGUGACAGACGGCCUGAUCUUCCUCGACAGCGGGGAGGUCCAGAUCCGCUCCUCCUCUGUCACGCUGCGUAGGAUGGCCAGUCAGCUCUCCGGUCUUCCAAGGCGUCUACGGGCCACUAACCUGUUGUGGAAGGGGAAAACCCAAUCUGCCAUCAAUUUACUGCAAGAUGAUGUCCUCGUGGCAGACCCUGGCACUAAGUGUCAUUACAGUAACCUGGCCUUCUCCUUACUGGCUCACAUCAUGGCAGAGAGGGUGUUGGGUCUAGACUACCAGCGAUGGAUCAACGACAACAUCCUGGACCGCCUGGGCAUGGAAGACACGGGAUUCGACAUCACACCCGCGAUCCAAACCCAGAUGGCCGUGGGAGUGUACAGCAACGGGCAAGCAGCGCCGCUCUAUGACCUGGGAUGGUACCGGCCCUCGGGCCAGAUGUUCUCCACAGCAGCCGACCUGGCCAAGAUGGCCAUGAUGCUGCUGGGCGCCUAUCACCGCAAGGUCCUGGAGCCCGACACGCUGAAGAUCAUGCUGACGCCGCUGUUCCGCUGUGAGAAGGACUACUUUGCCAACCGCACCGGCACGCCCUGGGAGGUCAACGAGGUGCUCGGCUACGAGAUGCUGCGCAAGGACGGCGACCUGGACGGCUACUCGGCCACCUUCUCGCUUGUGCCGCGACUCAAGAUGGGCAUGGUGGUUCUGAUGGCCGGCACCAGGCCCCAGAGCCAGGACGUGGUGGCCAAGGCCUACACCCACAUCAUCCCGGCCAUGGAGCGGGCUUUCCGGGAAGCCAAACGGGUGCUGGUUCCCCCGCCAGACCCUGGCCCGUAUGUGGGCUUCUUCACCUACGGAAACAUCACCUAUUAUGAGAUCAAAGCCGGCUCGGAUGGAGUUCUGAUCAUGCAACAGUUCGGACCCCAGAUUGCAGACCUGAUUCCGGAGCGGUACCGGACGAUUAAGCUGAACUACCUAGUGGACCGGGUGUUUCGGGUGGUCUUUGAGAAGGAGUACCCCUGCGUCCUGCGCGUCAGCACUGCCUCUGUGUCUCUGGAGGCGCAGGACGGACAGCUCUUUAACUUCUACGUCUUUGACAAGAGGGGGCUGUCUCCCGGUUUUGACGCCCCAGGCCUCAACACGUAUAACGUGGUCCGAAUAGCCCGCCGACCGACUUUCUCCAACUGAGCCCAACAUUCUUUUCAAAAAACUUUGGGGGUGGCCAUAUUGGACCCAUCAGCUUUUCCAUCUACCUUGCUAAAGCUUACUAAAUGGGUUAUAAGUUGUGUGUUGGGUGGCAAGCGAAAUGAGCUGGACUGACUCCUUCUAAGCAAACAUAUAUCCAUAUACCAUUCUGUGCAAAAUUAGUAGUGCAAGGGCUGCAAUAGAGCAACUCUGAGUGACACUUCAUUGACAGAACUGUUUUCUUGCUCUCUUUUGUUCUUUCCCUCAUUCUCUCGUUCUUCUUCUUCUUUAACUAUUUGUUUAUUUAUUUAUUUAAACUUUGCUGAGCUGUAUUUGAUAUCCUUUUUAUACACUUGGCUGACCAAACCUCAGGCCUGUUUAACAUGUAUAUUGUCAUGCCAUUCCUGUGUCAAUCCUUCUGGAUGUUUUUUUCUCUGUGUCUUGCAGUGUCAUGCACUACCAAACCAGAACAUAAAAAAAUCCCUUACCUGUUUUAUAUCAGGACGGAUCCUCUGUUAUUAGCAACAAACGCCAUAUUUCAUCUGGGCUUCCUGGAAGUAUGACUAAUAGAUGCUGUUUUGAAACGCAUCCAUCACCUAAAGUCAAACUGAACCCCUAAUAGAGACUCGCUCCUUGCUUUUGAUUGAUUUUUGUUGGUGUUGUUUCUGAUGUUGCUGUUAUUUUCAUGUCAUGAAACAAAAGAAACAUUCUUUUCUUUUUUAAAGAUUGAUAACAAUUAUGUUGGUUUUAUUUUUUUAUUCCGUGAAAACAGCUAUGGGUGAAACAUGUACAUUUAAUCUUCCAUUUUCUAAACUCUAGAAAAUUGG
Molecule: messenger RNA, 3528 nt
Organism: Clupea harengus (Atlantic herring)
Lineage: Eukaryota; Metazoa; Chordata; Actinopteri; Clupeiformes; Clupeidae
Gene: lactbl1b
Product: lactamase, beta-like 1b
Exons: 7
Coding region: 1001-2704 (567 amino acids)
Source: RefSeq, a predicted model, not a curated record